Meloidogyne enterolobii is the source of this 682-nucleotide messenger RNA. The record is from the annotation of a GenBank genome assembly. Lineage: Eukaryota; Metazoa; Nematoda; Chromadorea; Rhabditida; Meloidogynidae.
CGUAAAUAUUGCCCCAAAUUCCAUUUACAAACAUUAAACCCAAAUUCAGAGCGCUCGGAUAUCGAAAAAUAUUCUGGGGGCAAGCAUCCACCCUUUAGUUAUGGUAAUAACGCUAUGAAAGAAGCAGUUGCAGUUUACUGGCUUUUUAGUGUUUCCCAUCUCUGUAUAUGCUUGACGUAUCCACACGUCGGGAUGUAUUUUUUAAAAAUGGGAAGACUCUAGGACAGUGCAUAAGUAAAUCGAUAGCUAAAAAGCAAAAAGCUGCUGUAUUUAGACCAGGAAGAAACGUACUCCCUCCUAUAAAGAUAUAUUAUGGAUGUAUCUAUAUGUAAGUAUAUGGAAAUAGCUGACUAGUUUCUAGUUUUUAACUAUUUUAACAUCGGGAUUGUAUAAUAUAGAACAUUGUUAGAUGUGGAUACAAAUAUGUAUUUAACAGUAAAUUUUUAACAUAAAUUGGACAUGACAUGCGGGUGAAAAACAAAGUAAAAAGCUUUGUGUGCUAAAUUGAAAGUUGAUACUAAAAAGAAAAAAAUAUUUUUAUAAAUCUUUACGAGAAAUAGUGAUUUGGAAAAAGCACGGGCCAUGUGACAUUAAAACGCAAGCAAAAUCUAGUUUAUCUUUUGGUGUCAAUUUGAUGUUGGAUAAGGGAAUAUGUAUUCAACAUAAUUUGGUUUUUUCGAUU